GUGGUUGCAUACGGCUCUUCUCAAGACGUACAUCAGUAGUCUUCUCGACCGUGAUAAUACUUUUGCCCUUCUAAUCGUUCCUUCACCUCGUUUAUUGCUUGUUGCCCGCCCAGUGCUUUACGUACCUGUCCAACAUGUCCACCGGCAUACUGAAAGUGCAAGGUGACCGCGUGGUAGGCAACGAUGGCAAGCCGGUCAUUCUACGCGGCGCGGGCUUGGGAGGAUGGCUGAACAUGGAGAACUUUAUCACCGGCUACCCGGGUCACGAGUCCCAGCAUCACGAAUCAAUGAUCAAUGUUCUGGGCAAGGAGAAGCACGACUACUUCUUCGAUAAAUUUUACGAGUAUUUCUUCACGGACAAGGAUGCCGAAUUCUUCGCUUCAAAAGGGAUGAACUGUCUCCGCCUGCCGUUCAACUACCGCCACUUCGAAGAUGAUAUGAACCCUCGUGUGCUAAAGGAAGGCGGCUUCAAGCAUCUUGACCGCGUUAUAGAUCUGUGCGCCAAGCACAAGAUCUACACUAUCCUGGACCUUCAUACCGUGCCUGGCGCGCAGAAUCCGGACUGGCAUUCUGACAACACGACCAACUACGCCGCAUUCUGGGACUUCAAGGAUCAUCAAGAUCGCGUCUGCUGGCUCUGGUGCGAGAUAGCGAAGCGUUAUAAGGACAACCCCUGGGUAGCUGGCUACAACCCCAUCAACGAGCCUUGCGAUCCGAAACAUUACCGACUGCCGCAGUACUACGAUCGCAUAGAGAAGGAGAUCCGUAAGAUAGACUCAGACCACAUCCUCUGGCUGGACGGCAAUACCUUCGCCAUGGAGUGGAAGCACUUCGAGCACACCCUUCCCAACUGCGUAUAUGCACUGCACGACUACUCAAUGAUGGGCUUUCCCAAAGGCGAGAAGUUCACCGGCACACCAGAGCAGAAGUCGAAACUUGAACGGCAAUUCGUGCGUAAGGCGGAUUUCAUGAACCAACACAAGACGCCCAUCUGGAACGGCGAGUUUGGGCCCGUAUACGCAAACCCGCAACUAGAGCCGGAUCAUGAGGAGACCAACGCUGCACGUUAUCAGGUUCUCGAUGAGCAACUGCGGAUAUACGACAAGUAUAAGAUCCAUUGGUCGAUUUGGCUGUACAAAGACAUCGGUGUUCAGGGUAUGGUCUACGUAAACCCUGACAGUAAAUGGAUGAAGACUAUCGCUCCUUUCCUGAAGAAGUCUCGUGCCCUCCAGCUCAACGCAUGGGGCCGAUACCCAAGCAAACAAGCUGAAGAGGUCAUCGAGCCGCUCGUUGCGUGGAUUGACAAGAAUGCUCCGACGUCUAAGGAUCAGUAUCCGACACCUUGGGUCACGGAGCGCCAGAUCACACGCUUGAUCAACCAGUGUUGGCUGUCCGGCUGUCUCUCCGACGAGUUUGCGGAGCAGUUCCGAGGUAUGAGCAUGGAGGAUCUGGAAGAGUGCGCGAAAAGCUUCCACUUUGACCAGUGUAUGCAGCGGGAUGGGCUGAACAAAGCGCUGAUGGCGCAUUCGGAGGUACCGGAUUUGGAGGAGGGGUGGACGAGACCGACAGAUAUGGAUGGAAGCUACGACAAGAACGAGAAGUUCGAACAAGAUUAGUCGGCUGCUUAGACUAGCUGCUCUGGUAUCUGUUACCGCUCACCAUCUCCCGUCAGCCUGGGGCCAGUGUCAAUCUACAACCAUCAAGGCUGAGACUUCGCACUCAGCGCCCACUUCACACCUGCAACCAACUUCUGACGCAUCUCCGUUCCUGUCUUCUCCAUCUACGGCAGGACCCAGAAAUAGUGCGGUAGGCCGGGCAUUACGUCUC
Messenger RNA from Baudoinia panamericana UAMH 10762, 1827 nucleotides. RefSeq names its product glycoside hydrolase family 5 protein. Gene Ontology annotation, biological process: glucan catabolic process. Gene Ontology annotation, cellular component: extracellular region; cell surface. NCBI's taxonomy places the organism in Eukaryota, Fungi, Ascomycota, Dothideomycetes, Mycosphaerellales, Teratosphaeriaceae. Gene Ontology annotation, molecular function: beta-glucosidase activity. The transcript is spliced from 2 exons. The record is from RefSeq and is a predicted model, not a curated record. Bases 135 to 1616 code for a protein of 493 amino acids.